AUGCGUCCAGAAGCCGAUAGAGCAAAUCUCGAGAAUCGCAUUAAAAUAAAGUUACAGAUAAACCGUUUGAGGUUGGCCAAAGUGCAGCCAUUCACUCGCGUCGUUUGGGGCGCCGGAUCUUCGCGUGAGACCAAUAAACGCAUUCUUUACUUGAUCUUUCUCGUUGCUACAGAGACCGGGUCAGCCACUAGUACGGCCGUCAUUCUACUCCUCGAAUGGUAG
Molecule: messenger RNA, 222 nt
Organism: Protopolystoma xenopodis
Lineage: Eukaryota; Metazoa; Platyhelminthes; Monogenea; Polystomatidea; Polystomatidae
Source: the annotation of a GenBank genome assembly